Messenger RNA from Pyricularia grisea, 1743 nucleotides. RefSeq lists its product as uncharacterized. The record is from RefSeq and is a predicted model, not a curated record. The transcript is spliced from 3 exons. Gene Ontology annotation, biological process: transsulfuration. Gene Ontology annotation, molecular function: cystathionine gamma-synthase activity; pyridoxal phosphate binding. NCBI's taxonomy places the organism in Eukaryota, Fungi, Ascomycota, Sordariomycetes, Magnaporthales, Pyriculariaceae. The coding region runs from base 1 to 1743 and encodes 580 amino acids.
AUGACCACGACCUUGACCAUGACCGUAACGCAAGGAGCAAAUGGCACAGAAAUUGGUCAUUCUGUACCCCCAGAGGGUCCCCAUACCAUCACAACACACAUUCCCGGAUGGAAUUCGGUCGACCGUAUGCUCAAAGGCGAUAUUACCAUAUUGCAGAAAAUCAGGAGCAUAUACCCCCGCUUUGGGCCGUUUGGCCUCGUUGCACAGCUGUCCAUGGCCGUCCACAAAAAGCUAGGUCUACCAGAAUCCCAGGCCUGCUUCGUAUGGCAGUGCUCAGACGCCCUGGAAAAGACCAGGCUGCACGCCUGCUCGUCUUUCCGCGACGACAAGGACAGGGUCAAGGACGCGUCCGAAAUCUCCGAGACGGUUGUGCGCGUCAAGCUCGGCUCAGACACGGUCAAGCUCCACGUAGUCACCGGCCCGGCUGCAAACCGCAAAGCCAUGGUGUGCUCGUGGCAGGUGCUCGGCUCAGGGGCGUCGACGAGGCUCGCCGAGGCGCUGCUGCCCGUGGUGGAGACGUCGCUCGAGGUGGUCGGUGCCGGCAGGGGUGGAGAGCUGUCGCCGCCCUCGGGCCUGCCCGAAGACCACUCGCACGCCGCCCUCCGCCAGCGCAUUCUGUACCUACUGCAGCGUUCUCCCAUCGACGCGGCGCGUGCCGCGCAGCUCAGGCCCGCCGACGUCUACCUCUACCCCAGCGGCAUGACGGCGAUUGUGCGCAACCACGAGGCGAUGGUGACGUACCGCCCGGGCAAGGUGCUCUGCCUCGGCGCCGUGUUCAAGCACACUUGGGUACAGUUUACCGAGGGCGGAGGCGACGGGAUGAAGCACUUUGGCGCCUGCCAGGACGACGACUUCAUCUCCCAGGUUGGCGAGUGGCUCGAGGAUGAGUAUCGGGAAGGGAGGCAGGUUAGCUACUGCUUCCUCGAGUUUCCAUCGAAUCCCAUCCUCGUCUCGGCAGAUCUCAAAGGCCUGCGUAUCCUUGCUGACAAGUACGGCUUCCCCCUCGUGGUAGACGACACAAUCGGCUCCUUUGCCAACAUCGACCUCCUCCCGGUAGCCGACGUCAUCGUGACAUCCCUAACCAAAUCCUUCAGCGGCUACGCCGACGUGAUGGGCGGGUCGGUGGUCGUGAACCCAUCCAUGCCGCAGCACCACGACCGAGUAUCCCAAGGCCUGACCUCGCAGCACCGCAACGAGCUCUUCGCCGACGACGCCGCGACGCUCGUGUCCAACAGCGCCGACCACCUGGCGCGCAGCGCCGUGCUGAACCGCAACGCGACGGCGCUGGCCGCGACGCUGGCGCGCGCCACCGACCUCGUCACGGGCGUCAACCACGUCCGGCACGGCGGCACGUAUGCAAACUACGCCGCGUUCAAGCGACCCGCGACGGACGAGUUCGCGCCGGGGGAUACGUGUCUGCUCAGCGUGGACUUUGCCGACCUCGACACGGCCGCCGCCUUCUACGACGGCUGCGGCUUCUUCCACAGCGGCCACCUGGGUGCGCACAGGACCCUGGCCGUGCCGUUUAGUUAUGUGGGCUAUCACAGCGCAGGGGAGGAGGAGGGGAGGUACCACGCCGCGUACGGCUGUAGGGCCGCGCAGGUGCGUCUCAGCGCCGGGCUCGAGGACGAGGCUGAGCUGGUCGCUAUUGUUGAGGAUGCGUUGGCCAAGACGAGGGCUGCUGUGGCGGCUGCAGCGGCGGAAAAGAAGAAUGCGGUGAAGGUGAGCGACGGUGCGGCUUGA